GAGUGUGUAUAGAAGAGUGUGUCCAUUUCACAAUGCAGAAGGAUCCAGUCCUCUCCCUGGGUACUGAGUGGGAAACAUCGAGCUGGGAGACACAAUCCAAGCGGCAUAGCCCAACCUGAAGGGACAAAGAUGGAAAGAACAGUACUGGAUGGAAGCGUAAGGCGACGCUGAUGCAGGACUGAAGUAACUACGACAACAGAUGCAAUCUGUGGAUUACGAAGGACGCAGUGACAGAAGGGAUAAGGGGACCACUCUAAACCCCCCAGCCAAUGUGAUGAGCGGAGCUCUGUGCCGAACUGAAGCACCACAGCAGUCUUGUUACAGCCGAACCGAAGCCGGUGUGGCUGUGGCUUCCCCACAGAGGGAGCAGAGGCACUCUAACUGUUUGCUGGCCAGGCACAAUGAGGCGGCUGAGGAAAUGGCUGGGGAGACUGCUCUCCACGCUGCACCCCAGCGACCGGCACCCACAGUGGGGUGUGUCUGACACUCGUAAAAGCGCUGCAGGUGGAACAUGGUCCCAGAACACAACUUCUGCUGGCAGAAAGCUUUUGUGGCCAAAGCUGGACCGAGGGUCGAGCCGUUUGGGAGGGUCUUGCAAAAGGAGACUCAUCCAAAAGGGGACAUUGGACAAGACAAAAGAAGACACAUUUGACCCACCAGGCUUUAACGCUAUCAUCCAAGUGGACAUGGAGGAGGCAAAAAUGCAGACGACCCCCAAACCCAACGUUGUCCCGAGGGCUCAAAGGCGCAGUUCCCGAAGGGUAUCGGUCGCGGCCACACCCACACGGCAUAAGAAGGUUUCCCAUAGAAAGAAAUGCAAGACUUUCAGUUUCCGGAAGAGAAAAAAACCAGUGGAACACAGGAGAAAACAGUCAGUUCUGACCAUAGUGAAACUACAGAGCCAAAUAGAUGGUCUGGUGGAGACCAUGGCAGACAGCUCCAUGCAGCUACUGGCCAAAAGACAGGCGGAGCUGGAACACUGCGAGCGCAUGGGAGAACGGAUUCUGGAUGCCAGCAAACAAUUCCAGAGGGUAACUAGCAAGGGAUCGCGAAGACACAGGUGGAGGAACGCCUGCGUCCUCUGCACAUGCUGUUGCUAGAGGCAUUAUACUGCAUGAUAGAGCAUGCAGUACUGUGCAAAAGUCAGGACCACUCUUUCAGUUAUUCAGUCUCCAUUGAAAUUCAGAGCAAUAUUCUUUUUUUCCCAGUGUCAGACAAUGCAGGAGACAUAUUUAACAGAAAACUGCAGAAAAGGCUGCACCAUUACAUGUAUCAGAUCUAGCAGUAUUUGUCCACUCUUUCUUUUGUGCACUGUGACAACUUUUCUUCCAUCCUUUUAAGUUACACCUGCACCCUCCCAACAACAGUUGUGACCAAACGGUCAAUGACAUCGUUAGAAAAACGCAAACACAUCUCUGCUGCCUUGCAUAUUUCUUUGUCAUGUGCAUCUAAAAUGACUACAGGACAUAUUCCUGAUGAGAUUAUAAUUAAGAUAAUUCAAAGGCAUAAGCAAGGUGAAAAUCAAAGGAAAAUAAGCGAAACCAUUUUAACAUUUUAUUUGUGCACAAAUGUAUUUUAAGCUAAUAAAAAAACAAGUUCAUAUUUUCAGUAUAAAAAUGUUUUAAGAACACAAGAAAAAAAAUUAACACCAACUGAAAUUAUUCUAGCAUAUGGUUGUACAGAAGGAACAGAGAUUGUAGAAGAGUUCCCGCUCAGUUAUCCAUUGGACUUCCCUGGGACUCCUCAUUUUCAGACUUCUC
This is a messenger RNA of Anguilla anguilla (European eel), 1760 nucleotides long. RefSeq lists its product as uncharacterized. The coding region runs from base 402 to 1100 and encodes 232 amino acids. The record is from RefSeq and is a predicted model, not a curated record. The transcript is spliced from 5 exons. Lineage: Eukaryota; Metazoa; Chordata; Actinopteri; Anguilliformes; Anguillidae.